Molecule: messenger RNA, 780 nt
Organism: Lates calcarifer (barramundi perch)
Lineage: Eukaryota; Metazoa; Chordata; Actinopteri; Centropomidae
Gene: naa38
Product: N-alpha-acetyltransferase 38, NatC auxiliary subunit
Exons: 3
Coding region: 87-425 (112 amino acids)
Cellular component (GO): NatC complex
Molecular function (GO): RNA binding
Source: RefSeq, a predicted model, not a curated record
AAAACAACUGGAUGCCGAGCUUCCGGUUUUGCUGGUCCGUCAGAAAAAUCCCUCCGUGAGCAAAUGUAGUGGAGGAAGAAGAGGGUAUGGCGACAAUGAUUGAGGAAAAUGGUCCUUCGAGUCAUGAGCAGCCUGAAGUGUCCUCAUCCUCCCAGGCUCGGCAGAAACUCGAGGGGCUGCUUAACAAGAACAUGAGGAUCCGCAUGACAGACGGACGGACUCUGGUGGGGCUUUUUCUCUGCACAGACCGGGACUGCAACGUCAUCCUCGGCUCGGCUCAGGAAUUCCUUAAAUCCACAGACACGUUCUCUCAGGGUGAACCCAGAGUCCUGGGCCUGGCCAUGAUCCCCGGUCACCACGUGGUGUCCAUCGAGGUGGAGGCAGACAGUCUGGAUGACACACAAGGAUUCGGGGGGAACCACUGACGAAGCCCUGCCUGUUCGGACGACACUCGGCCUUCACGUGACUGACUGUCAUGGAGCCAGAUGUGAGGCUGCAGCUGAGCCUGGAGAAGAAACUGACAUCUUCACUGGGAGCAUUUUAUCAGCUGCUCGGCACCCACAGAUACAGAACUCCUCUGUCAGUAUUCUGGAUUUAACCAAGUCCCUCCAUGCUUGUAGAGGGGUCAUUCGCAGUGACAGCUGUGCAGUACAGCAUGCGUGUAUGAUGAGAUGUGGGCAAACAGCAGCUACCUGGAUGUGUGUGGAAAUGGUGUUUCAUGGUGUGUACGGUAAACAUCUUUGUUAUAGUGUGUUUUAAAAAUAAAUCACUGUAUUUGAG